GCAGGAAGCGCCACUCCAGGUCCGGGUCUCGGUUCCCCAGUCUCUCAGUCCGUCAGCCCUACAGAGUUCGGGACCCCGAUGGCGAUGGCGGCUUCGGUUCCCGCCGUGUCGGACCUUGUGGCGGCCGCGCGGCGGCAGUUCGCGCGCUCUUUUGGGGAGGAACCCCCGCAGGUGGCGGUGUGCGCGCCGGGGAGAGUCAACCUGAUCGGGGAGCACACGGACUACAACCAGGGAUUCGUGCUGCCGAUGGCGCUCCCCCUGGUCACCGUGCUGGUUGGCAGUCCCACCCACAGCCAGGACGUUACCAUAGUAACGGUUUCAGAGGACGCCGACGAGCCCCGGGAGGUGUCUUUCAGCCUGGCUGGGGGCGAGUCGGCGCUGUCUCCGGGUGUCCCUCGCUGGGCAAACUACGUGAAGGGGGUCAUCCAGCACUAUGGGGCUUCUCCUCUCCCGGGGUUCAGGGCGGUGGUGGCCAGUAGCGUCCCAUUGGGGGGAGGACUGUCUAGCUCCGCCUCCUUGGAAGUGGCCGUCUACACUUUCCUGCAGCAGCUGAAGCCAGAUGGAGGUGACAACGUGGCCAAAGCUCUGUCCUGCCAGAAGGCGGAGCACACCCACGCCGGCGUGCCCUGUGGCAUCAUGGACCAGCUGGUCUCCAUCCUGGGCAAGGAGGGGCACGCUCUGCUCAUCGACUGCAGGUCCUUGGAGGUCUACCCGGUCCCCCUGGUGCUGCCCGGCCCGCUCAUCCUCAUCACCAACUCCAACGUGAAGCACUCGCUGGCGAGCGGCGAGUACGCUGUGAGGCGCCGGCAGUGCGAGGAGGCCGCCGCAGCUUUGGGGAAGAAGAGCCUCAGAGACGCCACCAUGAAGGAGCUGGAAGAGGUGAGGAGCAGACUGGACGACGUGAUCUUCCGCAGAGCUCGCCACGUCAUUGAGGAGACGGAGAGGACGCGUCAAGCUGCAGAGGCCCUGAGAAGAGGGGCCUACAAGGAGUUUGGGAGGCUGAUGGUGGAGAGCCACGACUCACUGAGGGAUCUGUACGAGGUGAGCUGCAGAGAACUAGAUGAACUGGUUUCUGCCGCCCUGGAGGUGGACGGCGUGUUUGGCAGUCGGAUGACAGGUGGGGGAUUCGGCGGGUGCACCGUGACUCUGCUGCAGGCCCACAGCGUCGAUAAGGCCAUCCUCCACAUGCAGGAGCGCUUCAGUGGGACGGCCACAUUCUUUAUCACCAGCCCUUCAGAGGGAGCCAGAGUUCUGCCCCUGUCCUGAUCCACUGGAGGACCACAACUUCUAAACAUCUGCUCUGCUUCAUGAGACUCUUUUAACAUCAUCUUCAUAUUUCUGACUCAAGGGGGGCCUCGAGGGCCGGUGUCCUACAUGUUUUUUCAACUAACCUGCCAUUGAAGCUCAUUAUUGGCUAAAUACACCUGAUCCAGGUAAUCAACAUCUUAUAAGGCGGAGUUUCUGGACACCCUGGAGGUCUAGAGUCCAAAAAAACUGUUCUAAAGGACUUUAAAAAUAAUAAAUGGGGGAUUGUGAUAUGA
This is a messenger RNA of Oryzias melastigma (Indian medaka), 1541 nucleotides long. It is a transcript of the gene galk1, whose product is annotated as galactokinase 1. The record is from RefSeq and is a predicted model, not a curated record. The transcript has 8 exons. NCBI's taxonomy places the organism in Eukaryota, Metazoa, Chordata, Actinopteri, Beloniformes, Adrianichthyidae. Gene Ontology annotation, cellular component: cytosol; cytoplasm. Gene Ontology annotation, biological process: galactose metabolic process; carbohydrate phosphorylation. The coding region runs from base 79 to 1266 and encodes 395 amino acids. Gene Ontology annotation, molecular function: galactokinase activity; ATP binding.